Heterobilharzia americana is the source of this 336-nucleotide messenger RNA. Lineage: Eukaryota; Metazoa; Platyhelminthes; Trematoda; Strigeidida; Schistosomatidae. The record is from the annotation of a GenBank genome assembly.
AUGAAUGGCCAUAUGAUUAUGUCAACUAAUCAAAAACAGAUUUAUUCAAAUAAACCAUGUCAACAAGAGUGUAGUUCAUCGAUUGUAUCAGGUACACGAGAAAGUUUAACCAGUGGAAAUGGUUAUUUCACUGGAGAUGAUGAUUGUGGUUCAGUUGGUGGAAGUAGUGGACGUGUAGUAAAAUUCUCUAUUCAUUCAACUGACCUUAAUGAUGAUGAUGAUGAUAAUCAUGACAGAACUAAACAAAAACCAUCUGAUCCCCCUGUCAACAAACAACUCACUCCACCAAUUGUCAUUAACUAUUAUGAUGAAUCGAACACAAUAGAACCACACUAA